Elaeis guineensis (African oil palm) is the source of this 804-nucleotide messenger RNA. RefSeq lists its product as uncharacterized. The record is from RefSeq and is a predicted model, not a curated record. NCBI's taxonomy places the organism in Eukaryota, Viridiplantae, Streptophyta, Magnoliopsida, Arecales, Arecaceae. Gene Ontology annotation, cellular component: TRAPP complex. Gene Ontology annotation, biological process: endoplasmic reticulum to Golgi vesicle-mediated transport.
UCGGAUCUCGGGUGAAUAUGGGGACGACCAAACGGCAGGAGACUUUCCUCUCUGUCUCUCAAUAUUUUUGGAUCAAGAAAAAAAAUAUAUAUAUACCAUCAAAAUUCUCUUGAAAAAGAGGACGAAAUUUCGAUCUCGUCUUCGCAAUGGCGGCAAUCUACAGCCUCUUUAUCAUAAACAAAUCCGGCGGGCUCAUAUUCUACAAGGAUUAUGGAUCGGCGGGGCGGAUGGACACGAAUGAUAGCUUGAGGUUGGCGAGUUUGUGGCACUCGAUGCAUGCGAUCUCGCAGCAGCUGUCGCCCACCGUGGGAUGCAACGGGAUCGAGCUUCUCCAGGCUGACACCUUCGACCUCCACUGCUUCCAAUCUCUCACUGGUACAAAAUUUUUUGUUGUUUGUGAGCCUGGCAUACAACACAUGGAAGGUUUGCUGAAAGUCAUCUACGAAUUAUACACGGAUUAUGUUUUGAAGAACCCUUUCUAUGAAAUGGAGAUGCCAAUCCGCUGCGAACUUUUUGAUCUGAACCUUUCUCAAGCAAUCCAGAAAGACCGUGUUUCACUGUUCGGGCGAUGAAAAAAGAAUUUCUGACUAUAUCGUUUAGAUAUUAGUUUCCCCCACUUUUUUCAAUUGAAUUUGUGAAUGUGGACAGUUGUAUUGUCAGUCCAUCUUGAAUGAAUCUAAGCAUUUCUUGUUUGGCAAGAAAGGUGCAUUCAAAUUUUUGAAAUGUUCAAGGUCUGGAUUGAGAUAUUUUUAUUCCCAUUCUAUCCAGCUUAUACUUUUGAACUGGGGCAUAUGUCCCUUCAUA